Messenger RNA from Limanda limanda (common dab), 5708 nucleotides. Its product is annotated as EH domain-binding protein 1-like protein 1. Lineage: Eukaryota; Metazoa; Chordata; Actinopteri; Pleuronectiformes; Pleuronectidae. Gene Ontology annotation, molecular function: protein binding. The coding region runs from base 295 to 4740 and encodes 1481 amino acids. The transcript has 22 exons. The record is from RefSeq and is a predicted model, not a curated record.
GGAUUCGGUUCCUCUUUGCUUGUGGCCUGAUUGUCACUUCUGUGUAGAGACAUCACCUAUUUUUCUUUUUCCGCCCUGUGCGUGAUUCAGCUCACACUGCAAAUGAGCGCACGUCUCAGCUUGUGCGAGGCUCAUCAUCAGCAGGAGCAGCAGGAGAAAGAGAGGAGGACCUUUUAAGGAGCAGCAGCAGCAGCAGCGGAGGAGAAAGUGGGUUAAAGUGGCUGCUGCGCACAGGAGAGUGUGAUUUCCUCCUUUUCUCUCUCUCCUCCUGCUUUAUUAAGUUCAGAGGAAGUCAUGACUUCGGUUUGGAAGAGACUUCAGCGAGUUGGUAAAAAGGCGUCAAAGUUUCAGUUCGUCGCUUCUUACCAGGAACUGGUGUUGGAGUGCAACAAGAAAUGGCAACCGGACAAGCUGAGGGUGGUGUGGACCAGGAGGAACAGACGCAUGUGUUCCAAGCUCCACAGCUGGACGCCUGGAAUCAAGAACCCCUACAGGGGCACGGUGGUGUGGCCGGUCCCAGAGAACAUCGACAUCUCUGUGACACUCUUCAAAGAGGCCAAUGCUGAUGAGUUUGAGGACAAAGAGUGGACCUUUGUCAUUGAAGGUGAGAGCAAGGGGCAUCGUAAGGUGCUGGCGUCGGCCGACAUCAACCUGAAGCGGUUUGCCAGUCCCACGCCGACGCAGAUCGACCUGACGCUGAAGCUGAAGCCGCUGUCCGUCAAAGUGGUGGAGGCCACGCUCAAGCUCUCGCUGUCGUGUGUCUUUGUUCGUGAGGGGAAAGCCACUGAUGAAGACAUGCAGAGUCUGGCCAGCCUGAUGAGCGUGAAACCCUUAGACAUCGGUAACAUGGACGACUUCAAUGAGAGCGAUGAAGACGAGGACAGGAAGUCCGUCACUGCGUCAGUUCCACACACUCUCACCCGUCCAAAUCGCCCCGCUCCCCCUCCACCUGACAAGCGUCACUCCACCGGAGCUUCUCUUCCAUCCUCAGGCUUAACGUUCCCCCUCGCUCAAGCAGACAAGGAAACGACUCGGAGCCCUCUAAGCCGAAAGGAAGAGGCGGCUAACAUCAGGAUAUCCAACCAGCAAAUCAGACCAGACCAGGACUCGAGGGCGGCCGUCACAGAAAACAAGGCUGAGCCAGGAAGGAUCAGUUUCGAACAAAAAGCAAAAGAAAAGACCUUUGGAGAAAAGACAGAGCAGUUAGAGGGAGCAGCGGCGCAGAGGGAGGAGAAGAUGAGGGCCGAACAGAGCGAAAAAGAAAAACAAGAGGAGGAACGGAGGAGGAAGGAGGAAGAGGAAAGAGCAGUGCUCCUGAAACAGGGGCAGGAGGAGUGGGCAAAACAUGAGGAAGAGAGAAAGAGACUUUUAGAGGAGGAGAAGAAGAGGCUGUUGCAAGAGGAGAAGGAGGUGAAAAAAGAGAGGGAAAGGAGGAAACGCGAGGAGGAGAGACUCCUGAAGGGGAAGAAAGACAAACAGGAAAAUCAGCUGAGAGAGGAAGAGGAGAAAAGAAAGCGGGAGGAAGAGGAGAGGAAGAAAAGAGAGCAGGAGAGGAGACUCCUGAAGGCAGAGGAGGAAAAGGAAAAACUUCAUAGGGAGGAGGAGAGGAGAAGUGAGAGAGAGAGAUUCCUGAGGAAGAUGAAGGAGGAGGAGGAGAAGAGGAUGGAAGAGAGGAGAGUGCUUGAGGAGCAAUGGAGGAAGAGGGAGGAAGAGAAAAAGAAGCUCCUGGAGGAAGAGGAGAGGAGGAAACUGGAGGAGAAACGUCUGAACGCAGAGCAACAGAAAAUUAAGGAGGAGGAGGAGAAAGUCAGAGAAACAGAGGAGAGAGGAAGGAGAGAAAUGGAAGAAAAAGAGAGACUUCUCAAGGAGGAGAAAGAGAAAGAGAAACUCCUUCAGGAGGAGAAAAUGAGGAGGGAUACAAAGAAAAAAGAAGAGGAGGAAAGGCAGAAAAGAGAAGAAGAGAAAAGACAUGAAGAGGAGGAGGUGAAGAGGAGGAAAGAAAGACUGUUGAAGGAGCAGAGAGAAAAGGAAAGGGUGCAAAAAGAGGAAGAGGAGAGGAGGAGGAAGGAAGAGGAGGAGAAGAAAGUCAAAGAAGCAGUGGAGAGACGAAAGAGGGAAUUAGAGGAGACACUCUUAAAGAAUGAGAAAGAAAUGAUGGAGAGGAAGAAAAAAGAAGAGGAGGAAAGGCGGAAAAGGCAUGAAGAGGAGGAGGAAAGGAGGAAAGAAAGUUUCUUAAAAGAGCAAAGAGAAAGGAUGCAAAAAGAGGAGGAGGAGAUGAGGAGGAUGGCAGAGGAGGAGAAGAAAUUCAAAGAAUCAGAGGAGAGCAGAAAGAGGGAAGUUGAAGAAAAGGAGAGAAUUCUCAGAGAAAAGGAGAAGGAGAAGAAAGAGAAGGAGAGACUCUUAAAGGUGGAGAGAGAAAGGAUGGAGAAAACUAAAAAAGAAGAGGAGGAAAGGCAGAAAAGACAAGAGGAGAAAAGACGUGAAGAGGAGGAGGAGAAGAGGAGGAAAGAACAACUCUUAACGGAGCAGAGAGAGAAGGAAAGGAUGCAAAAAGUUGAAGAAGAGAGGAGGAAGAUGGAAGAGAAGGAGAAGAAAGUCAAAGAAGCAGAGGAGAGAAGAAGGAGGAAAGUGGAAGAAAAGGAGAGACUUCUUGGAAAGGCUCUAAUCUUCAGUCCAGACGCCAACAGAUCAGACGAGGACAAGCAGAAGAUGAGAACUCUGGUUUCCUCUUCAUCUCCUCCUUUAUCAGUCUCUCAGUUAAACACACACCUCACACCCACACCUCCUCCUGGUCUCCCUCUUCCUGCUCCCUCCCUCCCUCCUCAGAACAAAACCACUGCACUCCAGGGCUCUGCCUCCAUUAACAGCACAGAUCGCUCAAACAGACAAGAUGCUGCUGAGGUGGACGCCCCUGUCACUCAGGAGGCCCAGCCAAUCACAGCCAAAGACUCAGAACCACCUCACGUAGAACCACCUCCUGCACGACCUGGAGCACCAUCAGUUACAGAGGAGCCCAAAGAGCCAGAGGGACCCUACAUGAAACCAACAACCUCUCUCGAGGUUUCCCCCAAACCAGGCGGCGAGCGCACAGCCUUGGCGCUGGAGCAACUGCUACCCUCAAAGCCAGAACCAGGAUUGAGGCCGGAACCGGUCCUCCAGUCGUCGGGUAAACCACAAGAUGAGGAGAAGCCAGCAGGCAGCUCUGCUGGUGGUGAGGAGAGUUUGGUCGACAAUAAGGAGCCAGUGUGCUCUGCGGAGAAGCAGCUGUGGGCAGCUGUGGAGGAGACCACAGCGGAGACAGGAGGAGACAAAGCGAUGGAAAGCAGUGAGAGCGCUGAAGAGAAGGAUGAGCAGGAGAAGAGGGAGGAAGGUGUAACAGGGGGAGACACGUCCAGCACAGACACACACAACCCUCCUGCCCAUUACUGUGAGAUGCAGACAUCUUGGCUUCCUACAUUACAAGAAGAGGAAACCGCUGAUAUCGAAACCCCUGAUCCAGUUUCCACAGUCAGACAGGAGGCCGAUGGGAAGGACGACUCCGCUGAGGAGCUGGUGAACUCCAGCCAGUCGCUGCUGCAGUGGUGUCAGGACAUCACCAGCCAGUACCGGGGGGUGAAGGUCACAAACUUCAGCACGUCCUGGAGGAACGGCCUGGCCUUCUGUGCCCUCCUGCAUCACUUCCACCCAGACAAAAUAGAUUUUGACCAGUUGAAGCCACAUGACAUCAAGCUCAACAGCAAAAAGGCGUUUGACGGUUUCGAGGCGCUGGGCAUCUCGCGGCUGCUGGAGCCGUCCGACAUGGUUCUCCUGGCCGUCCCCGACAGGCUCAUAGUCAUGACCUACCUCAGCCAGAUCCGCUCGCACUUCACCAACCAGGAGCUGAGCGUGCUGCAGAUCGAGCACAACAGCAGCCAGUCCAGCUACGGCCUCGCCCCCUCCGGCCCUGCCCCCACCAACGUCGACGCCGCCGCUUUCUGCAUGGCCAGACUGAACGAAGGAGUGAGUCUGGAGGAAGGGGGAAGCAGCACACUGGUCGUCCCGCCUCCGAGGACCAAACGACUGGUUAAAGGUGACGAGUCAAUAUCCCCUGUCGCACCCCCAAGAUCGAUCACCAAGACAGUCACAUCUGGAUUCACUCAGGAUGAAGACCCGAUGAAAAAUUAUUCAAAAGAAAACACGAAGAAAACAGAGCUGCAAACAGCCACAGGGACAGAUCCUCCAAAGCAAGACGCUGAAACAAUGUGUCUGCAGGACACCAGUCAGUAUGUGCGGAGUGAGCUGGCAGCGUUAGAGACGGAGCAAAGGCACAUCGACAGCAGAGCCGCUGUGGUGGAGCGACGACUGCGGAGCCUCAUGGAAACAGGAAGUGACCGUGAUGAAGAGGAGAGGCUGAUCCAGGAGUGGUUCAUGCUGGUGAACAAGAAGAACGCUCUGAUACGCAGACAGGACAACCUGGAGCUACUGCAAGAGGAGCAGGAUCUGGAGCGGAGGUUUGAGCUUCUCAACAGAGAACUGCGGGUCAUGAUGGCUAUAGAAGAAUGGCAGAAGUCGUCCACUCAGCAGCAGAGGGAGCAGCUGCUCCUCCAAGAGCUUGUGUCUCUGGUCAACCAGCGGGACGAGAUCAUCAGAGACAUCGACGCCAAGGAGAGAGGGGCAAUGGAGGAGGAUGAGCGGCUGGAGCGUGGUCUGGAGAUGAGGAGGAGAAAAUACAGCAACAAAGACAAAUGUGUCCUGCAGUGAGAAGACAGGACAAUCACAGCCAGCUUUUACUUCUGAGCCCCUGAAGUAGUGUGUUCAUAAUCGAAUUUGAGCAGAAUGGAAAACACUCCCUUUUUGAGUGCCUUGAUUUUCCUGAAGAGCUUCCAGAUUGGGGCUGAAAACGUUUUGUUUAUUCACUUUAAUUAUUUUCAGCCUGUCUUAGUGUAAUGAUAUUAUUUUGAUUCUAUUCACCUCUUUUUAUUUAUUUAAAUGAUGUGCCUUUAUUUUUAUUGUUGUACAUCUGUUGCACACGUGUUGUUUUUGUGUGUUUGUGUGUAUAUUCUGCUGUGUUCAUUCAGUAUUUAAACACUGGGUUUUCUGUUAUCAUGGCCACAACCUGUUCAAAUCAAAGCAGACAUGUGCCAAAUCCUUCAUGAUAAUCAGUUUACGGUUUCAUAUCAUAAAUGCACCUUCAAAAAAUCUGUUCCAUUUUUGCUAGUAUUAUCCGUUUCUGUUUUUCCACCAUGAGAAAUAUCUGCGGACACACCAAUUACAUUUCAGAUACAAACAUUGUAAGUGAGAAAUCCUGAGCUGGACUCAAACCCACAACGUUGUUUGUACAACAGCAGUGUGAUGCCAACUUCACAUUGUGAUAAAGUCUGAAAGCAUUUCCACUUAUUGCAAGAAUAGAAUCAUUCUUUUCAUUAGAAGUGAGAGGUUUAUAAAGUGUUUCUACACGUUAAAGAUGUCUUGUUUAAAUUAUUUAUUUUACACAUUCAGUGCCUUGAAUAAACCAGUGUGGUUGAACUGCUUUAUUCACAGAAAUGAACCCGUUCCUUCAUUUCUGUGUCGUUUUGACUACUGUGUGCCUGCUGUUUAGGAGUUGUGCUGAUAAAGUGGUACUUAAAGUGGCUUCACAUCCCCACUGUCUGCCCAUCACACUGUAUAUUUAUGUUGAUGAUGUUGAUAAUUAUGAUGAAAAAUAAAAAUAAACAUUGGUUGGUUGCUCA